CUUCUUCCUCAUAUAUCACUCUAGCUGCUGCAAGUGAGCAACCGAAUCACAAAACCCUAGCAAUGGCGACGAAACCAGCUAAACAAUCCGUGCAAUGCUUCGGGAGGAAGAAGACGGCCGUCGCCGUCACCCACUGCAAGCCCGGGUGCGGUAUGAUCAAGCUCAACGGCUCCCCGAUCGAGCUCUUCCAGCCCGAGAUCCUCCGGUUCAAGAUCUUCGAGCCGGUCCUCCUCCUCGGGAAGCACCGUUUCGCCGGCGUGGACAUGAGGAUCCGCGUUAAUGGCGGUGGUCACACUUCACAGGUCUACGCGAUUCGUCAGAGUAUUGCUAAGGCGUUGGUGGCGUUUUAUCAGAAGUAUGUGGAUGAGCAGUCGAAGAAGGAGGUGAAGGAUAUUUUGAUUAGGUACGAUAGGACUCUGCUGGUGGCGGAUCCGAGGAGGUGCGAGCCGAAGAAAUUUGGAGGGCGUGGUGCUCGUUCUCGUUUCCAGAAGAGUUACCGUUAAAACAAAUGUGGUCGGUCUUAUGCGUUGUUCAAGUAUUCGCUAUUGCGUUUUGUUUUUGUUGUUUUGGUUACUCUUUGAAGAACUUAAAUGUUUUUACAGUGUUUGCUAUCUUUAAUCUCAUUUUCGAUUUGAUGAAA
Molecule: messenger RNA, 640 nt
Organism: Brassica rapa (field mustard)
Lineage: Eukaryota; Viridiplantae; Streptophyta; Magnoliopsida; Brassicales; Brassicaceae
Product: 40S ribosomal protein S16-3
Biological process (GO): translation; maturation of SSU-rRNA from tricistronic rRNA transcript (SSU-rRNA, 5.8S rRNA, LSU-rRNA)
Cellular component (GO): cytosolic small ribosomal subunit; ribosome
Molecular function (GO): RNA binding; structural constituent of ribosome
Source: RefSeq, a predicted model, not a curated record